AUGCAAGACAGCACGCCGGGCAUUUCUGAUACUGCUCAGAUGAGUUUAAUUUGUCGAUAUGUCAUUGUUGAAGACAAAGAACUGGCGGAACGGGAAUCAUUUCUUGAUUCGUUUUUUCUUCUCGUGAUUUUCUUCACACUCUUUGUCGUUCAAUCAUUUUAUUAUCAUUUGUAUUUUUUCUUUUUAUUUUCUCUUGUAUUUCCUUCUUUUCUCUCAUUUAUUCCUUUAUCUCAUUCGUUUCUUUUUCUUUUCCUUCUUAUUUAUUUUGCUUCUUAUUAUUUCGAGCCUUUAAUUAUAUUUUCUUUUAUAUUAUUUCGGUUCAUUCAUCCUAAUGAAUUGGAAUCAUGUUUUCUUUUUUCUAACUGCCAUUCUUUCUUUCUUUUGAUUCUUACCUUUUCUUUCUUCCUUUCCUUUUUUUUCACUCACUUUCUCCUCCUUUCUUUUUCUUUUUUCGUUUCAUUUUCUCUCUCUUUUUCUUUCAUUUAUAUUUUUCGCUUUCUCUUUCUUUUUGUUUUCGUACUUGUAUCUUUCUUUCUUUUUCUUUCUUUCUUCCUUUUUCUGGUUUUCUAUAUUUAUCUUUUUUUCUUCCUUUUUCUUUUUUCUUUCUUUUUUUUCUAUCUUUUUCCUUCUUUUUUCUCUGCCGUUCUUUCACAUUUUUUCUUUAUUUCUUUCCUUUCUAUUGUCAUCCAUUACCCUUUCUCUUUUUCCCCUUUACUUUUAUUAAUUCUUCGACAUUUUUCUUACGCCUAUCCUUUUUUCUUCAUAUAUUUCUGCUUCUUUCAAUAUUUUCUUCUAUAA
This is a messenger RNA of Acanthosepion pharaonis, 798 nucleotides long. Lineage: Eukaryota; Metazoa; Mollusca; Cephalopoda; Sepiida; Sepiidae. The record is from the annotation of a GenBank genome assembly.